UGCCCAAGUCGCCCCGGGGUGCAGUUCCCGUAUAACCUUAGCCUCAAAGUCAAGAACUGGGAGCUGUGGGGCGAAUGCUGUGGGAGGUGCCCCUGCCAUGGACAGCGGCCUGGUUGGCGCCAAUACAGGAGCUGGGCCUACGAUGAAGAUCAAGCAGGAGAAGGUGGAAUGGCCGGUGCCCAUGCCAGUGCCUCUGGCCGAGAGGGAUAAGGAGAAUAUUUUCCAACAGCAUCGGGGCCUCCUGCCCUGCCAAAACCUGAGCAAGCCACGGACUCUGGGAGGGCAGGAGGAACCCGGGGAGUCCAGAUGGACCCCUCCAGCUGAGCAGGCUGGGGCGCCGGCCGGGCGGGCAGCCCUCCCGGCUGGCGAGGGCCACUUCGCGUGCCUGGACUGCGGGAAGCGCUUCAGCUGGUGGUCGUCGCUGAAAAUCCACCAGCGCACGCACACGGGGGAGAAGCCUUACCGAUGUGCCAAGUGCGGCAAGAGUUUCAGCCAGAAGCCCAACCUGGCACGCCACCAGCGCCACCACACCGGCGAGCGGCCCUUCUGCUGCCCAGAAUGUGCGCGGCGCUUCAGUCAAAAGCAGCACCUGCUUAAGCACCAGAAGACCCACGCGCGGCCUGCCACUCAUGCCUGCCCGGAGUGCCAGCGCUGCUUCCGUCACCAGGUGGGAUUGCGAGUACACCUGCGUGCACAUGCCCGUGACCGUGCCGGCUUGCAGCAGCUCCUGCGUUGCCGCUCGCGCCCUGCGCCUCCACGGGGCCGUGCAGACUGGGCCUGGCUGGGACUCUGCCAGGGCUGGUGGCGGCCGCCCGGAGCCCACCCUACCGCUGCCAGUGCUUCUGCCACUGGUGGUGCCGCAGGACUGGGCGAGCAGCGCCAGUUCAUCUGCAACGAGUGUGGCAAGAGCUUCUCGUGGUGGUCGUCGCUGAACAUCCACCAACGCAUUCACACCGGCGAGAGGCCCUACCCGUGCCCAGAGUGUGGUCGCCGCUUUAGCCAGAAGCCCAACCUCACCCGGCACCUGCGCAACCAUACGGGCGAGCGGCCGCACCCCUGCACGUACUGUGGGCGCAGCUUCCGCCAGAAGCAGCAUCUGCUCAAGCACCAACGCACACACCUGCCCGGUGCCCAAGCCGCACAUUGCACCAGCUGCGGCCAGAGCUGCCCCAGCCGCGCGGCGCUACGGGCCCACCUGCGCGCCCAUGCUGCCGCCGCAGAGCUCUCCGGGUCUGGGCCUGCUAAUCUGGACUCUGAGCCCACUCUGACACCCACUGCCAUCCCUGCGGGUCAAUCCCCACAGCACAGUCCCGUGCGUGCCCGGGGCCCCACGGAUAUGCUAUGGGGCCGGGCACCGGCUGGCUUAGGUGAACCGCGCCAGUUCAUCUGCAACGAGUGUGGUAAGAGCUUCUCCUGGUGGUCGGCGCUCACCAUCCAUCAGCGCAUUCACACGGGCGAGCGGCCCUACCCAUGCCCCGAGUGUGGCCGCCGCUUCAGCCAGAAACCCAACCUUACCAGGCACCAGCGCAACCACACCGGCGAGCGGCCCUACCUAUGUGCUGCCUGCGGCCGCGGCUUCAGCCAGAAGCAGCAUCUGCUCAAGCAUCAGCGUGUGCACCGGGGGGCACUCGCUCCCACGCCCAGCACCAAGGACGAAGAGGCGCUUUAAUGCUCCUGGAUCCCCGCAGACUGGGGUGGGGUGGAGAGAUAUUUGUGGGUACACGUGGGGAACUGGCCAUAGUCAUAGACCUGGGUCCCCAGUAAGGCUCCAGCAAAAGGUGUUUUCCUCAAGGUCCCUCAGGACCAGAGAACAGAAUUUUCCCCACU
Molecule: messenger RNA, 1827 nt
Organism: Suncus etruscus (white-toothed pygmy shrew)
Lineage: Eukaryota; Metazoa; Chordata; Mammalia; Eulipotyphla; Soricidae
Gene: ZNF775
Product: zinc finger protein 775
Exons: 3
Coding region: 98-1669 (523 amino acids)
Source: RefSeq, a predicted model, not a curated record